Molecule: messenger RNA, 1932 nt
Organism: Daktulosphaira vitifoliae (grape phylloxera)
Lineage: Eukaryota; Metazoa; Arthropoda; Insecta; Hemiptera; Phylloxeridae
Gene: Atac2
Product: tRNA (guanine(37)-N1)-methyltransferase
Exons: 9
Coding region: 211-1803 (530 amino acids)
Molecular function (GO): acyltransferase activity, transferring groups other than amino-acyl groups
Source: RefSeq, a predicted model, not a curated record
AGCUUUAAUACUUUAAAACUUAAGCCGGUUUUUAUUUUAAAAAGUAUUGAUAAAAUGUUUAAUUUUUUACCAAAAUAAGACAACUUCAGAAAAUUUUCACAAUAGUACUUAUGAAAUAUGAAUAAUAAAGGUGUAAUCAAGACUUAGUUAAAUACAUAGAUAAAUUUUAUGAAUCAAUUUUUUCAUAUAUUUGUUGUAUGAUAUAUUGAUAUGAAUAUAGAUAAAGAAUCUAAAAUACAAGAAUUAAAAAAUUUUCCAAGGAUUCGAAAGAAACUCAAAAAGAAUAAUGCUUUUGAGUUGAAUCGAAAACUAUCAAUACGUACUACUAAAAUAAUAAAUUUUAACAGAUGGUUUAAAAAAGAACAUGAUUACUGUUUGCCUUUUCAAAACACUGAAAAAAUAGAUGGUUGUAGAUUAUUAAAAAAAAAUUUCAAUCAAACAAAAAUACUAUGCAAAAAUGAUAACUAUUUAAAAAAUAAUCUCAAAAAUGUAAAUCUGGAAAGUAUCAACGUCAAUAAUGAAUUAAGUAGUAGUAGCUUAUAUGCAAUAAAUGUGACGACUGAGUUACUAAAGGAUGCUUUAAUUGAAAAUAAAAAAACACAAAUGGAUGGUGAAAAUUUAGUAAAAGAAAUAACAGAGAAAUUUCAAAAUCCACACAAAGACAAUAAAUGUUUUGUUAAUAAAAUGUUAGAAAAUGAGAUAACUACACAAUAUCAAAAGCAAAGAAAUAAUGAUGCUUCACUAGAAUUGUUAAAAUCACCAUUAUCUAUGGAUAUUGAUGAUUUAAGCAAAUUAGAUUCAAUUUUUAAUUUUCCAAACAAUCAAUACAUAGAAGAACAAUUGAAUUGUGAUAAUGAAAAUUUAGAUCAACUUAAUGACAAUUUGCUACCUAAUUUUUGUAGAAAUAUUGAUGUUUUUUCAGAAACUAAUAGUAAAAUACAUCCUUAUUUACCUAUAAGCCCAUCUUAUGAAAUAGAUUACAAUAAUUCUGAUAAUUAUAAUAGUAGUCAGAAUCAAAUCAUUAAAAAUACUUUAAAUUAUUCACUGUCAACACAUAAGAUUAAUGUUCAAUCUUUAUCUCAACAGUAUUUAAAUAUUUUUAAUCGUUAUCAAGAACAGAAAAAAGAAUACUAUAUUGAAAAAACUGAAAAUCCAACACCAAUACUUUUAACGGAUCUUCUUUGUGGAUCCAAGCCUAAAACAAUUAUUAGUCCAUAUACUCAUCGACAUUUGAAGCCAUAUAUUCUCAAAGAUGCAGAAACAAAACCACUGUGGCUAAAGAUGUUAAAAGAAAUAAAAGAUCACUAUAGGAUUAAAAAUAAAUUACCUCCUUGUAUGGAAUCAGAAACUAUAGAUUAUAGUUAUGUACGUGCUAAACACAUAAAAUCAGUCAAUGCUUUAGCAAGGGAAUUCUUUUGGCCGGGUAUUGAUUUAACAGACAGCUUAUUGUAUCCAGAUUUCAGUAUAAUAGCCUUAUAUAAGAAUUUAGUUGUUGGUUUUGGUUUUAUGGUACCUGAUAUCAGUACUAAUGAAAAUUAUAUUACUUUUUUAUUUACCAGACCAUACUGGACUAAUUGUGGUAUUGCAACAUUUAUGGUUUAUCAUUUAAUUCAAACGUGCAUGACUAGAGAUAUUACCUUACAUGUAUCUCCUUCCAACCCAGCUAUGUUUCUCUAUCAAAAAUUUGGAUUUAAAAUAGAAGAGUUUGUUCAAGACUUUUAUGAUAAAUAUAUUCCUGGUGAAUCAAGAAUGUCAAAACAUGCUUUAUUUUUACGUUUACGAAGUACUUUACGGAGUAAAUAGUCAUUUAGUAAAUUACUUUGUUGCAACGUACAUAUUGUUUUUUGUUUAUUUAACUUGUAUUUUAUAUUGUAAGAUUUUAUUUUUUGACUGUAAACUAUUUAUAUAUUUAUUAUAAUUAUAUUUUCAUAA